AGCUCGCUCCCGCAGAAGCGCGCGCUCAAUGAAGACGACCAUAUGCCGCCCGUCUCGUCGCCUCUCAAUCCCAACCCCAGUUUGGAAUCGAAACCAGCCAGGCUACAGUCGCACGACGAACCGAACCCGCCCGGAAGGGACAAGCCCUCACGGACCAAGAAGGAGACUCUGAAGAAGCGCGAGUCCAAGGGCGGAGCUGGAGCUGCGGAGAGCACUCGCGGCACACCGGACCCAAAGGGAGGCAAGACCUCACCGCCAGGUGAAGCUUCGCCAUUGAGAUACAAGCUCGCCCCGCCGAAGCCCGGCGACUUUGAACCAGCUCGCGAAGCUUACCUGGUCCACCACCAUGACGUGCCCGCGCCGGACGGAAGCACGAUCUCGUUCCACGAGACCUCUGAACAUGUGUACAACAAGAAAAAUUUCCAUUACCUGCAUUGCAUAGCCGACCCGACGUUUCCUUCUUCCUUCUACUACCGCCAGACCGAGCCCGCGCCCUACAAUGCGCACAUGAGCUUCGAAGAUGCCGCGACACACAUGUACUUUGACCCUGCGGGCCGCCAUGUGACGACAGACAAGGGAUUCCGGAUGGCUCGCGCGAACGUCGCUGUGCGACAAGGACGAUGGUACUGGGAGUGCAAGGUCACGAGGGGGACAGUCAACAGCGCGGGCUCAACAACAGCGCCUGCUUCUGCUGCGCCGCGCGAGUCGCACGGCCACGUGCGGAUGGGCUUUGCGCGGCGCGAGGCGUCGCUGGACGCUCCGGUCGGCUUCGACGCGUACAGCUACGGCAUCCGCGACGUCGAGGGCCAGAAGGUGCACAUGUCGCGGCCAAAGGACUUCUUCCCCGCAGGCGAGGAGAUCAAGGAGGGCGACGUCAUCGGGCUGGAGAUCCGGCUGCCCUCGGAACACCUGCACCGCAAAGUGGUCCAGGGGGAGUACAACCCGGCCGUAGACCUGGCCGACGAGGAAGGCGAGGCAGCGCUACAGUACACGACCGAGGCCGCCAACAUCGUCCGCGACAGGAUACCGAUCCGCUUCAAGGCGCACAUAUACUUUGAGAAGAUCGACUACCACACGUCCAAGGAGCUCGAGGACCUGAUGAACCCGUCGCCCGUCGGCGCCUCGGGCACCGCGGGGUCCAGCUCCGCCGAGAACCCGAACCCGAACCACCCGGUCCCCGCGCUGCGCACGCUGCCCAACUCGUACAUCAGGGUGUACAAGAACGGCGUCCCCAUGGGCACCGCGUUCGAGGACCUGCUCGCCUUCCUGCCGCCCGCGUCGAAGCCGCAGGCCCAGGUCGGCGCGAGGGAGGGCAUGGACGACGGCAUGGUGGGUUACUACCCGGCCAUCAGCGUGUUUCGCGGUGGCGCGGCCGAGGUCAACUUUGGUCCGGACUUUUGGUACCCCCCGCCGUUUACCGUGGGGGCGGCGGAGGACGAGCAGGCUGCGGAUGACGACAUCCCCACGGAUACCCUGCGGCCCGUGGCGGACCGCUUCAACGAGCAGAUUGUCGAGGAUAUAGUCGCCGACGUGAUCGACGAGGUCAGCUUCUGGAUGCAGGAUGGAGCGCGGGUGGUCGACCGGACA
Microdochium trichocladiopsis is the source of this 1587-nucleotide messenger RNA. RefSeq lists its product as uncharacterized. The record is from RefSeq and is a predicted model, not a curated record. Gene Ontology annotation, cellular component: Set1C/COMPASS complex. NCBI's taxonomy places the organism in Eukaryota, Fungi, Ascomycota, Sordariomycetes, Xylariales, Microdochiaceae. The transcript has 3 exons. The annotation marks the transcript as partial. Gene Ontology annotation, molecular function: protein binding; transcription cis-regulatory region binding.